Molecule: messenger RNA, 756 nt
Organism: Letharia lupina
Lineage: Eukaryota; Fungi; Ascomycota; Lecanoromycetes; Lecanorales; Parmeliaceae
Exons: 3
Coding region: 1-756 (251 amino acids)
Source: RefSeq, a predicted model, not a curated record
AUGGCCGAGGCUGGCGUUGCUGGCAUAGUAUUUGCAGACCGCAAUGAGCAAGGAGCUCGAGCAGCAGCCGAGGAGAGCAAGUGCUAUGCCCAAACCCCCAAUUAUCGCGCUAUUGCCGUCGCAGUAGAUGUGACGGAUCCAUCAAGCGUUCAAGAGAUGGUUGACCAAACAAUGAAGGAGUUUGGCAGGAUAGAUUAUAAUGUCAACAGCGCCGGCGUUGCGAUGGACGUGCGAGACCGUAUCUACGAUGCUUCUAUAGACGAGUUUGACAAGAUUGCUGCGAUCAACACGAAGGGCACUAUGCUCUGCAUGCGCGCUGUGUCGAAAGCUAUGCUUACGCAGGAGAGCGUCAAGUACCAAAGUCGCAAUGGAGAGCGAGACCUAGGUCGCGGCUGCAUUGUCAACCUUGGAUCCGUCAAUUCGUACAUCGCGGGGCCUAAAAGCCUGCCAUACAUCAGUUCUAAAUUCGCAGUGCUGGGAAUGACAAAGGCAGCUGCUUUUGAUUGCAGAGCGGAAGGCAUCCGCGUCAAUGCUGUCUGCCCGUCGUUCGUCUCGACACCCAUGAUGCAGCACGCGUUGAACAAGAGUUCAAACCCAGAAGGAGUCAAGCAGAUCCUAGGACCUGUUGGUCGGAUGGCGAUGCCGGAGGAGGUUGCAGGCAUGAUCAUUUUCUUAUGUAGUCCUGCCUCAAGUUACAUCAACGGUACUGGAUUGCUGAUCGAUGCGGGUAUGUCGCUCACGAGUCAUUUGAGUUAA